Molecule: messenger RNA, 823 nt
Organism: Halichondria panicea
Lineage: Eukaryota; Metazoa; Porifera; Demospongiae; Suberitida; Halichondriidae
Exons: 5
Coding region: 151-651 (166 amino acids)
Biological process (GO): signal transduction
Molecular function (GO): protein binding
Source: RefSeq, a predicted model, not a curated record
ACAGCCAGUGUCCUUGGUAAUUAUACAGCCACACCUUGUUCUCGGGAACCACCUCGAUACAGAGCCGCGGUGUACAAGAUCCACCCCCAGAGGUCCACCCCCCUUUUGUUUGCAGGCUUUUUACCACCCCAUAUCCAUGAUUAAUUUUCCAUGUCUUCAACCUGCACACUGGGAAUAGGAAUGGCAUCUUCAGAAGCUCACAAAAGAAAGACAAAAUUUAGCAAAAGUGGUGAGAACAGAGAAGAUGAAGGGAAGAGGGAAAAACCUGAACCUGGGGUGUUGAAAGGACUGAUGCCUUGUGUGCUUGGAGUAGCUGGUACCUCACUACUGUUUUGGGCCCUCUUUUUCUUUAUCCUGCCUCCAGAAAUAUUCACUGGCAAAUUGGUGUGCACUAAACUCGAGGACCCAGCCAGUUUUGCAGGUGACUUGAGCACAAUUGCUGACUGGCAGUCAUUUGCACUAGAGCUGGGAGUAUCUGAUGAUGAGGUUAACGGAGAAAACAGGAUAGAACAUAUCCUGAGACUGUGGUCCAAGAGAGCUGGUGUCCCGUGUUUAGAAAAGCUGGUGAGGACACUGAAGAAAGUUGGAGAGGAACCAUUAAUCCUAAAGAUCACCACUAACUUUGGCAGUAACUAUAAGGACGAAUCCUGAUCUAGACUAUAAUAAUUAUUUAUAACUAUAGCCUACUGUAGUGUAUCUAUUUAUUCUUCAAGACUUGUACUUGAUAGCUAACAUUACAGUGAUGACAUUAUCUAGCUGUGAGUAUUCACGAAUAUAUAUUAUUUUACACUGUUAUUCCCAACAAUUUUUUGGAAUCAGAAUG